AUGUUACUUCCUCAGCAGCGAUCAGUGCAUCUAUACAGAAUAUGUAGCCCUCUUAUCCAUUCCAGUUACCUUGUUCUGUUACUAUUAUGCAUACCCUGGACCAGCAGCAGGGUCUACCUAUCCCCAUUUUUCUUUCUGUGUAAUUACCACGGAAACACUCAGGACUAUGGACUUAAUAAAGGAGAAGUUGUUAUCAGUGUCCAGGUUGAAGGGAACCCACAAGCUUAUAUCCCAGGAAACUUCUAUCAAAUCAGCAUCUCAUCCAGUGAGCACUUUGACAGCUUCCUGAUGACAGGUCUGUACACAACAACAGCCAACACACAGUCAUCACUCACUGGUCAGUUUGGGAUCCCUGUCACUACAGGCGGCCAGAAUUUGAUGUGUUCUAUAACAUUGACAUUUGUAUGGAGUGCCCCUCCAAGUGGCACUGGCUGUGUCAACUUCCUUGCCACAGCUACUCAUGGGCAACAACUACUGUUCAAGGACACGACUGUCUUACAGUUAUGUGAACAAGGAGCCAUCAGUGCAUUACCUAGGCCACUCCUGGCUGAAGUCAAUUCUGACUCUGUACUAAUGAGAGAUGAUUUUGAGACCAGUGAUUUUAAUCCUCAGAUAUGGCAAACAGUUGAUGGUGGACAUAUAGGAGACGAAUGUGGAACUGUUGUCUACGGACAGUCUGCUGUACUUUGUGAUUCUGCAGGUGCCAUUAGAGAUUUAGUAAGCAAACAAUUCUGCUUUCCUAUUGUCCUGUAUAUUUUCAGCAUAAAAAGGCGACAUUUGUUGUAA
Molecule: messenger RNA, 786 nt
Organism: Candidula unifasciata
Lineage: Eukaryota; Metazoa; Mollusca; Gastropoda; Stylommatophora; Geomitridae
Source: the annotation of a GenBank genome assembly